Symbiodinium necroappetens is the source of this 303-nucleotide messenger RNA. The record is from the annotation of a GenBank genome assembly. Lineage: Eukaryota; Dinophyceae; Suessiales; Symbiodiniaceae.
GUGGAGCAGGCUGUGGUCUGCCCUUUGCACGGCUACGCUGCGGUGGACGAGUACUACGAGGCCGUGAGCCCUCACGCCUUUCUGGGUCAGAUCGCCGUUCCGACGCUCAUCUUGCACACGGAGGACGAUCCCUGGGUUCCUUUUGACUCUUCGGUCAUCAAGCAGCUGCAGAACCCUCUCCUUUUCGCGGCUGCCUCUCAGCGCGGAGGCCACCUCGGCUGGCGAAGCACCGACGCAGGCAAGGGUACCUGGGCCGAUUCCAUGGCAGCGCAGUUCAUCAAGGCUGCUGCCAGCCAGUGGUGA